Molecule: messenger RNA, 3447 nt
Organism: Pelmatolapia mariae (spotted tilapia)
Lineage: Eukaryota; Metazoa; Chordata; Actinopteri; Cichliformes; Cichlidae
Product: toll-like receptor 5
Exons: 5
Coding region: 107-2764 (885 amino acids)
Biological process (GO): inflammatory response; immune response; toll-like receptor signaling pathway
Cellular component (GO): plasma membrane
Molecular function (GO): transmembrane signaling receptor activity; protein binding
Source: RefSeq, a predicted model, not a curated record
GCGAGGUGGUGCAGGUCUGCAGGAGGCUUCACCGGCUCUGCCCACCCUACCGACACCAACACUGUGAACGGGUUUGUCGCUUCGUCCGGUACAGAUUGAAGCCAGGAUGUGGAUGCUGGUCCUUCAGUUGAUUUGCACUGGUUUGUGCCUAAAGGUAACAGUAUCCUACCAAACAUGCCGUUUGAGGGGACAAAGAGCCUGGUGUGGCUUUCAGAACCACUACUGGGUUCCUGCUCUGCCCCACAACAUCACCCACCUCUAUCUGCAGAGUAACCACAUCAGUGAGAUUAACAGCACCUCGCUCAGAGACUUUAAGGAGUUGCAAGUAUUAAAUCUUGAAAGUCAGGAUCAAACACUCAUCAUAUGGAACAACGCUUUCCUCAGGCAGAGAAAGUUAACAGAAUUGAUGCUCGGCUCUAAUCUGGGCCUCAAACUGCAGCCGAGGGCAUUUGCAGGACUGUUCGAUUUACAAAUCCUGUCUUUGUAUUAUUGUAGUCUGACAGACUCCAUACUAUCAGAAAGCUAUCUGGAACCACUGUUGUCCUUGGAAGUCCUUGAUCUCUCGUUCAACAACAUAACGAGACUGCAGCCAGGUCUGUUCUUUUCAAGAUUCAGAAAGUUCACGCAGCUGAAACUCAAACUAAAUAAGAUCGAAAACAUAUGUGAAGAAGAUCUUCUAAGUUUCAGGGGUAAAAGGUUUGAGCUCCUGAGCUUGGACUCCAACAAGUUAUACCACAAUGAUGAAUGGGGAAACUGUGGGAACCCUUUCAAAGAGCUAGCCUUCGAUGUUCUCGAUUUAACCUCCAGUGGACUACAUGUGAACGAAACAAGGCAGUUUUUCAAAGCAAUAGAAGGGACUCCGAUUUCUCAUCUUAUAUACUCUGGAAUCUUGGGCAAAGGGUUUUCACAUGAGAACAUCCCAGAUCCAGAUAAAAACACAUUUGAAGGCCUGAAAAACAGUGCAGUGAAAAUUUUGGAUGUCUCUAAAAACCGCAUAUUUGCUUUGCAGAGUGCCGUGUUCAGUCAUCUAAGAGAUGCAAAGAAGAUCGAUAUUUCCCUAAACAGAAUCAAUCAGAUUAACAGAAAUGCUUUUGAUGGUCUUCAGGAUCAUUUACUAAUACUCAACUUGUCAUCCAACCUUUUAGGAGAAAUACAUUCUCACACAUUCACCAAUCUGAGAGAACUUAGGAUACUGGACUUGUCCCAAAACCACAUUGGUGUUUUGGGAUACAAAGCAUUCAGCGGUCUCCCGAACUUACAGUAUUUAGAUCUGACAUCAAACUCAGUGCGAGAACUGGGUUUUCCUACAUCACUACCAAAUUUAGAAUAUCUGUUUUUGAGAGAUAAUAAGUUGAAAUCUCUCAGUGGAAUUUGUGACUUGGCCAUGAACAGUAUCCAUGUCGAUAUUACAGAAAACAGAUUAACAAAUAUGGAGGAUGUAUAUGUCAUUUUAACUUAUUUCCCGAGACUUCAGUAUUUAUUCUAUGGUAGCAACAUCAUCAAGUGGUGCAAACUAAACUAUGUGUUUGAACCUCUUAAUAACAGUUUGAAAGUGCUAGAUCUUCACGAUAGUUCCCUGCAGAUAAUUUGGGCACAGGGGCAGUGCCUCGACUUGUUUGACCAUCUUGAAAAUCUGAUCGGUUUAAAUAUAAGCCUUAAUUCACUCACGACCCUCCCAAAUAGGAUUUUCAGGGGUCUCAGCUCAAUCAUAGAGAUGGACCUUUCGUACAAUGCCUUGACCUUUUUGCAGCCAGAUGUUUUUCCCAUCAGCCUGAAAUGGCUCCAUAUUUCAAACAACUUCCUAGCCUCCCCCGACCCUAUGACAUUUCAGUCUCUCAGCAUUCUCAGUCUGUCAGAAACUCGCUUUCACUGUGACUGCAAUCUGGGGAACUUCCUGGAGUGGCUGAACACGACUAAUGUCACGUUUCUGAGCCCAAUUGAAGACUUAAGAUGCGAGUUUCCAGCUGCUUUCCAGGGCCUUCCUCUGCUGAAUUACUCCACAAUCAUCGAACCAUGUGAGACGGAUCCCGAAGAGGCAGUCCGAGGUCUAAAGUUUGCUGCCUUCCUUUUCUCUGCCUCACUCAUCAUUACUGUCCUCCUUACUGGAAUUAUUUACGCUCGUCUUCGAGGACAAAUAUUCAUCAUCUACAAAAAGAUUAUCAGCAGGGUUCUCGAGGGCCCCAAACUGACGCCUCUUGUGGAUGAGAUGAAGUAUGAUGCCUUUGUCUGUUUUAGCAACAGGGACUACCGGUGGGUGGAGGCUGCUUUACUAAAGAAGCUGGAUAACAAGUUUUCAGAAGAGAAUCUUUUCCACUGUUGUUUCGAGGCCCGAGACUUCCUGCCAGGUGAGGAUCACCUUUCAAACAUCAGAGAUGCCAUCUGGAGCAGCAGGAAGACUUUGUGCAUUGUCUCUAAGGAGUUCCUUAAAGAUGGCUGGUGCUUGGAAGCGUUUAUUUUAGCCCAAGGCCGGAUGCUGGAGGAGCUGACGAAUGUCUUAAUUAUGUUGGUGGUAGGGGAGGUGGCUCACUACCAGCUGAUGAAGUGCAAUGCAGUCAGAGCUUUUGUCCAGAGGAAAGAGUACCUCACUUGGCCAGAGGACCCUCAGGAUAUGGAGUGGUUUUAUGAACGACUCAUCUCAGAUACUCUCAAAGACAGCAAGGUGAAAAAGCUCAAACAGGACAAGCCUGAGCCCGGGAGGCCUGAAGUUCAGCCGGAGAGACACGACGGGAUUAAUGCCGAGAACAUAAAAGAGACUUCCAUGUGAACUUUGUUUCUGCUGCUGUUUAGGAAGCCUACCGUCCUGUGAAAAUGAAAACUGGCGGCUUUGUAAAACGCAGCAACAGAUUCAGCAGACCCUGUGAUGCAAAGUCCAAGAAUGCCUAAACAAUGCUACAGUUCUUGGAUCUAUACCAAACAUAAAGGCCAGGGCUGGAAUCAGCCCGGCAAAGACUCCAAGCUGACCCACUUGAUUGCUUUGCAAUAUAAUAAGGAAGGCAUAGACUUUGGACCUUUAACUUUUUCCUCUAAGUUUUACAACUUUUCCUGCUAAUAAAAGGCCUAAAAGAAUUAAGUAAUCGAAAAACAACAAAGUCCCCCCCGCUGUCGGCUGUGCUUUUAAAAGUAAAUACAAAUUUUCUGUGAAUUAAUGAACGCUUUAGGGUCUGGGUAAUGAGCUACGAGAAUCAUUUCUCUAAUUUCACGUUUAUUUAUUCAUUCUAGCAAAUUUCUUUCAUUUAGAAAUUCUAUAUCCUUUCAUAUAGAAUAUAAUUUGACUCUAUAUUGUGUUCUCUGCAUCUGUUCCAUUUUUGCACUGAUCAUCACCUGCAUUCAUGUAUGUAUCAAUCUGCUUAGCACUUUUUAAAAUUUUUAUUUAAGUGUUUGUCUUAUACUGUGUUUUGCACAAAGUACCACAGCAACCUUUGGCAAUAAACCCUUUUCCGAUUCUGA